GCGAGCAACAUGUCUCCGGCCCUGUGGCUGAUGGUGGCGGCCAUAUUGUGUCCAGUCUGGUGUCAGUCAGACUCCGAGGAGGACAUAAUUAUACAGCCAGAGCUUUAUCUUGGUCCGGUGUUUGACAUCGAAGACUUGUCUAAUCCUUUCCAACAAUUGGGAAGAAGGGGCUGUCUCCCGGACAACUUCAGCGUUGGUAAUGGCACUGUGGAAGCCAUUCAAGCGUGCUCGAGAGCAGUUGAACCCAUCGAGAUCCAGUGCGGGGGAAGACCACGGAUGGGCUACUACUACCAGUGCAUACAAAACGGUAUACCGGUGGCCGGUCCCAACGGUUUCGACGCCGCCGCCUUCCUCGACCUGAUCACAAGUUUCUCGCCGGACGAGGGGUGGCAGGCGCGCGCGGGUCACCUGGCGCUGCGGUGCAUCACCUCCUCAGACCCCGGCUCGUGCAGCGGCCUCUCGCGCGGCCAGCAGACGAUUGCCGUGCUCGCCUGCUGGAAGUGGAUGUUGACUCUGGACUGCGACUUCUGUAGUGCGCCGGAGUCGGACUGGACUGCCGCCUGCCGACGGGGUCGGUUCCUAGCCGGCUCGUGCCGCCGCGGGCCGGCCGCCCUGCUCCGCGGGGUCACCGAUCAGGGAGGUGACGGCUUCAGUCGCAGGGAGGAGUGUAUGGAGACCAUGAGGAAUGAGAGCGGCGUGCAGGAGUUGCUGCCGCAGGUGGCCGCCGGCGCGAUCACCGAGGAACGCUGUGAGCUGCUGAGCUCUGUAGCCGAGAAGUUCGUCGUGUGUCUGAUGAGAGACUUCACCUCGCCCAACUGUCAGGGCGGCGGCUACGGGAAGGUCGAGCUGGAGCGGCUGAGAAGAGCGGCGGUCAGCAGCACUGGAGGCACCCAGGACGCCCUGGCGCUGCUCGAGGUCCUGGACAGGUGCGAGGACGAGCGGGAUGUGCGCGGAUUCAUCGCCUGCUGGACCGAACUGGAGAUCUACUCGUGCGCCACCGAGCAGGCCAAUGUUGUGGGACUUAGGUCCUAACCGGGAGGAUAUCGUGCUAAUACCCUUUGGGGAGAACACCCUCACAUUUUUCGCUACGCAAUCCUGGUUGAAAAACGGCGCACCACAUCUUGGGUACCUGUUGCGAGUUUAUUGACUUUGAUAAUGGUGAAGUUUUUAAGAAAUCGGAUAAGUUUUGUUUAGCAAUUGAUGUUUACGUUUAGUGAUGUCAUAAUUUCCAAAUUUCAGCCAUCAAUUGUAUGUGUUUGAAAAUCGUAUGCAAUCGCAAAAUAGACGUUAAACCUCGCC
Molecule: messenger RNA, 1299 nt
Organism: Amphibalanus amphitrite
Lineage: Eukaryota; Metazoa; Arthropoda; Thecostraca; Balanomorpha; Balanidae
Exons: 3
Coding region: 10-1032 (340 amino acids)
Source: RefSeq, a predicted model, not a curated record